This is a messenger RNA of Setaria italica (foxtail millet), 1933 nucleotides long. Its product is annotated as putative protease Do-like 14. Gene Ontology annotation, molecular function: protein binding. The transcript is spliced from 13 exons. The record is from RefSeq and is a predicted model, not a curated record. Lineage: Eukaryota; Viridiplantae; Streptophyta; Magnoliopsida; Poales; Poaceae. The coding region runs from base 377 to 1600 and encodes 407 amino acids.
GAUCACCUUCUAAGAUACGGAGUAUAUAAUAUUAUAUAUAAUAAAGAAAAGACCACCCUCUCAAUCACCCGCCCCAAAUCCUCGGAAUCCCUAGGGUGCAGCGGCCGGCGUAGCCGUGGAAAGUCAGGGAGUGGGUGUGGUGCGGAGGCGGAGGCGGACGCAUGGGUGCUACCAGCGAUCGGGCGGCAAGGCUAGGCAGGCAGCAGCGGGAGCAGGUAGCUUUUGUCACUGCCUACUUUUAACAUAACUCAAUGAUGUGGGCUCUCAUCCACUCCUGGUUUGGAAGAUGCUGAGAGAGGAUUAAGGCUGUGGAAGGAUAGGAGGAAGGGAAAAAGCAAGCAUUCAAAAGAGGAAGAAGACUUCAUCAAUAUCUACAAUGCGUAAGAGGUGGAGGACUCCGUCUCGGUUUAACUUCAAGCGAGAAGACCUCACGAGUGCAUUACGCAAGGUGCACCUUCCCCGUGGCUAUCCUAUACCAUCUGAACAUUCUGUAGUGGGCAUGCGAUUGGUGAAUACAUUUGAAGAGCAUUUUGGUGACUUGGAUGGCAACAAUGAAGAACAUGCUAGGGUUAAAUUACUUGCUUCAAGCAUUUCUAAGUCAGUUGUCUCCCUUGCUUCAUUUAAGGGGAGUGUGAGGCAUUUUGUAUGCACUGGUAUUAUUUUUGGACACAUGCCAUCUGAAAUGAGUAUUCUAACUUCUGCUAGCUUGGUUAGAUGCCUUGGAGAUAAAGCUAAGUUUGUUAAUAAGUUGAAGAUUAAGGUGCGCCUGCCCAGUGGCAAGUUAGUUGUAGGGAAGUUAUGGAAAUAUGAUUAUAAAUAUAAUAUUGCUGUUGUCAAGACCAAGUCUUUCCCGGAAUUUCAUGCAGCUCACGUUCAUAAUGGUGUCCAAUUUAAUUCUGAGUUGUUUCAAGCUAAUCUGGUAGCUAUUGGACGUGGUUAUGAAUCCGGAGAACUAAUGGCUUCAGGUGGGACACUACUGCAUAAAACUAGCAGACUUGAUAGCCAAGAACUUAUGAUCUCCACUUGUAAGAUCACAAAGGCUGGGAUUGGUGGUCCCCUAAUUGAUUCGAGUGGAAACUUCGUUGGCAUGAACUUUUAUGCUAAGGAUGAAACACCUUUCAUGCCAGUCAGUAUACUUCUGAAAUGUUUGAAGCACUUUGAGAUAUUUGGGAGAGUUGUACAACCAUGGCUUGGCCUCAGGGUUGGGUCGCUUAGGGCUGAAAAACUGAGUAUCUGUGAAGAAAUACGCAAUAGAUUUCCACAAGCACAUGGCAUUUAUGUGGAGAUGGUUUCCGAGGGAUCUCCAGCAGCAAUUUCUGGAAUCAAAGUUGGUGAUCUUAUUUCAACGCUUGAUGGAGUUGCCCUGUCGAAUGCACAAGAGUUUCAUGAGUUGAUUUUGGACAAGGCAGAGUGUGCUUUAAAAUGUUCUGAAGGAUUGGUUUUCGAGGUUUAUGUUCUCAGGCCAAGUGAUUGCUCUGGAUUUGUUGUCACUCUUAAUGGUGAGGAGGUCACUAUGAUCAAGCAAAACAGCUGGCCUGUACCUGAGGUUGAGUGGCUGGAUCCAAGCACAAAUGACAACUCAGAUUUUACUAUGUGGUAAAAUCCUGUGACUUACAGAGCUGUGCCUCUCUGAAUUAUAUGUGAAGAAUCCUAGCGGGUACGAACUACACUAUGAAUGAGGAGCAGUGUUGUGUUUGUCCGGUCGCUGUUCUUAAAUAUAAUUUAUAAGUAUUUGUUGUCUGAUUCAUAUUUUGCAGCUGAGUUAGAGAACAUGUUUGCACCCUUGAUAGUGCCUCGGCCGUUGUCAGAUGUAAGAUAGCGCUAAGCAAGAUUCGUCCUAAUAUUGUGUAAGACUACUGUUUUUAUGUAGCUAGCUUAUUAUUAAACUUGCUAGCAUGGGAUUUGUUUAGUUAUGCUGCCCAACAUUGUUUCA